UUUUUGUGCCCAUCCGAAUGUGUGUGUGUGUGCGCUAAAGCCACCAUCCGCCAUUGCUGCAGUGCCUGUGGGGUUUAGAGAACAUACGAUGCGAAAAAGGAUAUAAAUGGAUUUUUCGGGAGCUAUUGUCGUAUGGCGAAAUAAGCGAACAGUGAGCGAUUGUAUUUCCGUCCAUCCGUCCGUCAAUCGGCCAAUACAACGGUCGAUCGGAAUAAUCUAAGAAAAAGAGAGAGAAAAAAAGUACAAAUUCCAACCAACCGGUGACAUGGUUUUCUAAUUUGGCCUAAAGGCCUCGUGUUGGGUAUUGUCGCAAAGGUUGGCAAUAGCCCGCUUUUUUACAAAAUCCCGCGCAAAAUGGACACACACACAUGCAUACAUACCGUUCCUGUCUAUCAACGUCAGAUGCAGUUGGCAUCGGUUUUUUUCUCUUGCUUUCCUUUUUCAUCAAAUCGUAAAGCUUCCGUAGAGAAAGUAGACAAACGGAAUGGGAUUUUUUUUUUGGUUGUUGUUGCAAAAUAUUACUACCACAACAUUACAGAGCAAGCACGCUGCACAACAUGGCAUUACAUUCCCAUAUAAUUGUACGGUUUUGGUUCAUUCUUCCAGUGGAAAAUGAGAACCACGUUGUGGCGUGAGCGACCCACCAAUAUGAGUGCACGAGCACGCGAGUUCGGCUCUAGCGACGAGCUUGUAAACAACACGAGCGCGAUCGUGUGAAGCGCAUCUGUUUUAUCUUCGCAAGCAGCAACUCGCUCCAGAGUGUCGAUACGUUCAUCAAACACAGUGUCGGUCAGUUGGAUUCUGUGCGUUUACCGUGCCGGAAGUGUUCUGUCGCAGUUUUGUCCGCACUCGCAGUUCGCCCACUCAACAUUUCCGUAAGGCAAACAAACUCGUACCGAUCGUACUAGACGCGGGGAAUAAAAGCGAAACCAACAAACAAAAACAAGAAAAGUACAACGAAAGUUUCCCUUUCAUCAAAAGGAGGAAUUCGUUUUGAAUUUUAUACAAGCAUUUAUGGGGAGAGAGGGAGAGUACGAGAGUGUGUUUGUGUGUGUGUGUGUGUGCGUUUGUAACAGGCCGAGUGUAAAAUGAUGUGUUCUACCAGGUGUGCUGAUGCCGUUCACUACAGUUCCGAAUUCUGCCAGAUGCGAAUCUUCCCAUCGAAGAAAUAUACACUGAAAACCGCAAAGUGAAAGUGUGGUACCGAAGGAACCGCACCAAACGUUUUAUCUCAUUCAAUAGACCUGCAACGGAAUAAUUAGUGAAAACGGGGUGGUAGUUUCGUGCGGGCCGCGUACACCCACCGGAAGACUAAUUUCACAGCAAACCCUCCCCGCCACGGGUUCGGCAACGGGGGGAUACGAACGUGCCGUGACUUAUUGCCUACGGGUUCACCGUUGCCGAUCGAACGAUGGCAGUUUGGAGCGGCCGGCACCGUGGGUUAUUUUCGUUAUCCGUUACAUCAUUGAGCAGCCGCCGUCCAUGCUACAGGUCGUAUCGUCGUGGGUUCGCGUCACGCCAGUCGCUGUAACCAGCGAAGGGAGAGAGAGAAAGAGACCACAGUGCGAUCUUGUGAAAACUGUACCAAAACCAUUCAACAACAGCAAACCAUUGUAAAAGGCUUGCCUUAGUAAGAGGAAUUAAGUUGAUCUACGAUCGCAUGCGCUGAGUGUGACAGAGGCCGCGACGACGUAAAACGUCGUGGCCAGGAACAACGCUCCGCACCAUGGGUGCACUUCUGGAAAACUUUAGCAACAGCACUGCUCAUUCAGCCGACAAGUACGGCCCCGAUACACCGUCAUCUCGCGAACUCGGCAUGGUAAUUACGAAAGACGGACCGAUUCCAUCCGUAUCCCUGGCAGGCCUAACGACAACGCUGGGGCUGGACGGAUCGGCGAACGUAAUGGUCGGUAUGGGUGAGAACGGUUCCGGGCAAUCGCAAAACCUAAGCAACUUGGGCGAUGCUUGCCCCAAAUCGGACGACAUACUCUACCCAAGCAUCUUCGGUAUCGAUCUGGCCGUACCACAGUGGGAAGCCAUCGGUACGGCACUCAUCCUAACGCUCAUCAUCAUCAUCACCAUCGUCGGUAACAUUCUCGUGAUACUGAGCGUGUUCACGUACAAACCGCUCCGAAUCGUGCAGAACUUCUUCAUCGUGUCGCUGGCAGUGGCGGAUCUGACCGUAGCCAUCCUGGUGCUACCACUCAACGUUGCCUAUUCGAUACUCGGUCGCUGGGAGUUCGGCAUACACGUGUGCAAGAUGUGGCUCACCUCGGAUGUGCUGUGCUGUACCGCCUCCAUACUGAACCUUUGCGCGAUCGCACUCGACCGCUACUGGGCCAUCACCGACCCGAUUAACUACGCCCAGAAGCGCACACUCGAGCGUGUGCUGGCGUUGAUUGCGGGCGUUUGGGUGUUAUCGUUGCUGAUCAGCUCACCGCCACUGAUCGGUUGGAACGACUGGCCCGAACAGUUCUCGAGCGAGUUCCCGUGUCAAUUAACGAGCAAUCAGGGGUACGUCAUCUACUCGUCGCUCGGUUCAUUCUUCAUCCCGCUCGCCAUCAUGACGAUCGUCUACAUCGAAAUCUAUAUCGCUACCCGGCGACGGUUACGCGAGCGUGCACAAGCCUCCAAGAUUAAUACGCUUGCAACGCGCAGCAUCGGCAUGGUGGCCGGUAAUGGUGAAAAAGAGCUCACCACCACCCAUCACCAUCAGCUCCAGCAUCACCAUCCGGAUGCGCAGCACCACGGUCAGGAGGAUACAGUCCAGCACGACCAAGAGUCAAUCAGUAGUGAAACGAACAACCACAACGAACACACCGACACCGGCAGUGGUGGUGCGCUGGCAGGGAAGCAGACAGAUGCCAAAAAGAAGGGUCGUCGACUCGGUGCCCUGGACCGUUACUUCGGUCGGGGUUUGGUCGGUGGUGGUGGCAAUCGGAAGAAACAGCACCGGAAACCGGACGGUGCCCGAACGGAGGACAGCCAACAGCACCGGCUGGCGGCAGCGCUGCAUCAGCGCGAAGAAGACUCGGUGACGGAUAAUCCGGACAAUUCCGGUUCGGGUGAAAGUGGCAGGGCGGCGCUGGAUGCAACGCAACCGGCCGUUGUGUCCACAUCCGGCAACUGUGAUAUUCCGCCGGGCGAACCGACGGAAACGGCCCGUAAUGGGGGUGGCCAUCGGGAGGUCGGUUUCCACGAGUCCACGACCGAGCUGGUGGCGAGCGGGACGGGCAAUGCAACACCGGCCACCACCCGGAUCGGUGGCCGGUUGAAACAAUCGUUCCGCAAACCGGGUGGCAUUAAUCAGUUUAUCGAGGAGAAGCAGAAAAUUUCCCUAUCGAAGGAAAGACGGGCCGCACGUACGCUCGGCAUCAUAAUGGGCGUGUUCGUCGUGUGCUGGUUGCCGUUCUUCCUCAUGUAUGUCAUCCUGCCGUUCUGUCCCAGCUGCUGUCCGACGAAUAAGUUAAUUAAUUUCAUCACCUGGCUGGGCUAUAUCAACUCCGCGCUCAACCCGAUUAUUUACACCAUAUUCAAUCUAGACUAUCGGCGGGCAUUCAAGCGCCUGCUCGGCAUUAAGCAGUGAAACCGUUGACGGGAGUGCCUACCGCUCCGGUACGGUUGUCGCACAGCGCACGAUGGGAAGUCAUUUCCGGGAAAUCAGUUCAUCUUCAGCGACCGUGUCCACUUUACGCUUCGAUGCGAAUGGGUAUACAAAACGGGUGGGAAAGAUACGUAGAUAAAGCGUUAUAAAAACAGCAUCAACAAACGAUCGAGCAUUACAUACACACCGAACAGAGCGAUACAGAUUUCACUCAUCAAGCAGCCACUAAGUGGAACUGCUCGAAAGCUUUUACGCCGAGAGGAACUAUUAACCAUCCUCAUCUAUCGCUGAGUGUCCCCUUUUUCUCCUUUUUGCAUUACCCUUUUCUGCCAAAAACCAACAGCAGAAGCAAAGCAACAGAAAAGUGGAAACGAAAGAGAUUCAUUCUCGAGCUAUUGAUUUUUAUCGUUUUUUUACGCUUCCAGCUUUUUUUUGGCUAAUUAAUCCAUGGAACUCCAUGGUUUUGCAAGUACAAUGGCUUGGUUUGCCGGCCUUUUUUAGGUUGUUGUCCCAAAAAAAACCUCUUCAACAUCAUUUAUUUUAUUCCCUUUUCUGUAGUCCGCUUUAAGUAGUGGAGCUAGAGGGAAAGCAAAAACAUCGUUCAACUUUGGACAGAUAUCGCGAAACAAAUAAUACACAGAGUACCAAACAACAAAAAAAAAACCCACUAGUCCUUCUUUUGUCUUAAAACUCAAUUCUUCCUCCUUCGCCAUAUUUCAUUCACCGAAGCUUGAAAAGCACCAGGCGCCUCCAUCUGCUUUCUUUUCGUUGCUUAUUUUAUUUUAUUUAAGUUUUUUUUGCGCUCGUUUCACUUUAUUAGGUUCGGGUUUCAUUUCACGUGUCUUUUGUGGGAAGUUUUUUUUUAUCUUCGUAUUGUCUACUUUCAACUCACCCUCUCUGUUAAAAGGGGGCUAGAAGAGGAUUUUGUGAUGAAAAUCAUGCCAACAAUAUUACCACAACUGACCCCACUCGCUGUGGUAGAAAAUGGCCGGUUGUUCCGGGAAAGCUGACUUCCGUAACCCGGAAGCUAUCUUGUUAUUCGGGAGCUGGUACAAUUGCACUAGCCUUUCACUGUUUCCACAAUGCCGACAAGUGGAACUUGCAAUUCAUGCUCAUUCAACCUGCUGCCCUUAUCUUUGAUCGUUGCCCAUUUUGUGUGCUGUGGUGUGUGAUGUUGUGGGUCCUUUUUGCGCCACAGGACAACCGGUACAAUGGACAACCCGGGUGCGGUGGUGCUUACAAACGAGUGGUCCUAUUUUCUGCCACUUUUGGUUGCGGUUUUUUUUCCUGCCUCAGCCAAGCAGAUUUUCUCGGGUUUUGUACCGUUCAUCUUGCAUCUUCGGAAGGCAAAAACCACGACCGGAAACGGAGCAGUCAGUGAAUCGGUGCUUUAAAACCUUCUACAGGAGCGGUUUCUUUUUCGCCAUCGCUUUCUUUUGAGUGAUGUUUUCACUCCGACUUCUUUUACUUCGUUCACUAAAAACUUCCAUUCCUGUUGCCUUCCCCGUCCCUCCCGCUUCCUCUUCUCUUUUUGCCACCUUCUUCUUCCUCGACGGUGUAAUCAAACCAAUCUUGGCGACAAUAAAUUCCUCUCCCUCGCUGUUGUCCCGAACAACAGCUCCCGGAUCCGGUUGUUGUUAGCGCCACACCACCACCACAAACGGUUCAUCCGGUACAAUACAGAUGCUGCAGCUUCAAACACUCGGCGGAACCGUUGAUGAACGACAACAAUAACAAGCCACUUUGUUCCCGUCACCAGUGGAAAGACAUUUGCCCCCGUCUGCCGCGCGUCCGUGUCCAUCUUUCCAGUGACUUUGCCACAAGAUGGCCGGAGGUGGUCCAUUCUUCAUCGUCGUCACGGUCGCCAAGACGCACCGAGCUGAAGAAAAGAAAAACAGUUUCCAAAAACAAGCCCCAAGCGGCCGCAUACCGCAAUGUGUAUUUUCCGGCCGCUUUCCACCAUCGUUGGAGGUGGGAAUGGGGAGGGAGGUGAGGAAGAGUGAAGGGAAGAAGCUUUUUCCAUCCGUUCCAGUGACUGGGGAAAGACAACGCGACCGGGAAAUCAUUUUGUAACCGUGUGCUGUUGUACUACCCGCGAACAUUCCAACAGACGAUCGGGGAAAAGUUAAGAUGGGAGGUGUGGGAAGGAGGAGGGAGAGGGAGGAGGAGGACAAGCAACCAUCUUUUCUCGCGAGUGAAGCGGGACACAUUGGAUGUAAUCAGAACAAUGCAAAGACUUUUGCGCAUCGGUAAAUAACAUCCCACAUUAUUCGGCGAUACAACAAAGCAGGAAUGGAAAGUGGAACAAAAGUUUUUCUUCCCCAUACAUCCGCCCAUCAGCCAAUGUGAGUGAAUGCCACCGUUUCUGCACAACAAAACACUUCCUGACAACACACAUUGCAUGGGUACGAAAAGGCGAUUAAACGAGCGCCCUCUAGUGGGUUGAUUGUAAAGGCAAAUUAUAAUCCUUCAUGACACCGGGAAACACCGGCUAGCACACUUACCCACCCAUCAUACAGUUUCACUUUUUGUGUGAUGUGAGAUACUUAAAAUGUUUGUCUCCUUCCGCUGAAAUACUGAAACGGCAGCAGCAGCAACAACAACAACAAAAUGCAAAAUGUUUUCAAAGAUGCUUCCCCACAGAAUGCUUUUCCACCUAACGUGCUCAAAGCCGUAGGCUUGUUUUACUACCGGAGAUUAACAUUUUGUUUGUAUACUUAUGUUGUAUUUUUUUUUGCUUCAGCAUGAUAAUAAUAAUGUCAAAGGUGUAGUCUUCUUUAGCACCGUGACAUUAAUUAAAAUUUUAUUUUUGCGAUUUUUCAACUAGCUUUUACUUUUUUGAUAGCUUUUACUGAACUCGGCGCUGUCAAAGAAAAGGCGUAAUGCAUAAAAUUUAAUUAGUAAAACGAAAUCAUAAAACAGACAGAGAGACACAAAACCCUCUUGAGAUACUCCAAAAAAAAGAAAGAUAAAAUUUCACCUCCUACCAAGAACAAUUUUGCAUUCAUCGCUUCUUGGAAUAAGUUUCCUUGCAACAAGACAAAGUUCUAUUUGUGCUACGUCAGUGGAUCACGCCUUGCGGGAGUAGUCUAUUUGCAUUCCAAUCAUUUCUCGCCCCCGCAUACCAGGCAAGACAAUAAUAUCCUAUCGACCCUGACCAAACUAUGAUUAUUAUGAUUAUCUUCUGCUCGCUACGUUCACUUCACACUGUGCAGCUGUGCUGUUUCCCAUGGAAAAAGCCACAUCCUUUUCGAAGAACCAGGAAGUCCAAAAGCCUGCAAACUAGGGAAAGAUUCAACAAACGAGAUCGUCCUAGUGUUUGGUUUGAUUUGAAAGUUUCUCACACAGCUUUCCGGUAAUCUUUUGUUUAUACUGCUUGGUUAGAAAGCUAGCAAUACGUCCUCAACCGCAAUUUAAACACGAUGUAGAAACAUCUUCAACUAGAAUAGAGGAACAAAAAAUAGACCAAAACUAACAGCUAGAAAUAGGAAGAAAGAUCUAAACUUUGUACGGAACUUUCACCUUUCAUAGGAAAGAAGGGAAUGCAGUUUAAAGUGAAGUUAAAAAAAAGGAGGACCUUCACCCAGAUGAACUGGUUUUCCACAAAUGACAACAAAACCUACAAAGUGCACGCAAAGCUACCGGAAUGUUGCUCUGCAGUCGAGAUAUAGGGUGGUAUGGAAGUGAGAAAACCUUGGAAAGAAAAUCCAACCGAAAAUCAGUCUUUCGGUCAAGUCUACACGAGUCCUCCCAAAACUAAAGCUAAGCGACGAAAAGCAUAAAAACGCAACCCCAACCGAGAAGAACGGUGUGUGGUUGUGAAUGUUCACGAUAUGUGCCCGAGACCUCCAGCAGCUUCUUUUUUCGAGCCCAAAGAGAACCCGCUGGACAGUGAAGGGCGAAAGGGAGAAGGGGGCCCUGUCCACAUAUCGACACGACGCCCAGUGCCAUCUGUUGGCAGUAGAUUUUUAGCAAAGGGGAGUUAACAUAUUUUUUUUUAUUUUUACUUUUGUACAGAAUAGAAUAAACGCCUCGGAAAAUAUCACACACACACACACAUGACACAGCGAGACAGGAGUCCGGACUGACACACGAACAGUACUGUGCACUGACUUUUCUACCCUUUAGACUAGGGGUGUGUCUGAGGAGGAAGUUGGUGGGACAAUGUCUAACGAUAGUUUUCUCGCCCCUUCUUCACUGCUUUGUAAAGUUCCAUAUUUCUACACCAAUAGGUUCGUGUGAAAGUUCUGAGCAAGAUACACGAGAAAAAAAAUCAACACAUUUCCGAACGGUUUCCAAUGAUGAACGAAAAGAGAAAAAAGCGGGAAUAAAAAGCAAACAAAAAACAAAAUUUAGUGAAAUGUGAACGACAAAAAAAGUGUUUUUUUUUUGUUGUAUUCCCUCCAUACGGGAAACGUGUAUAGUAUAUGAUAGUGUUUUAAAUUACUGCUACCGUUAGUGAGAAGUACCCGGAAUGCUCCACGGGUUGCAUCUCGGUCGGAAACGUUAACGAUAAGGCAGCUGCAUCGUGUGCGUAUGUAUGUGUGUAUGAGGGCAAUAGCAGCAGUAGUGGUAGUAGUGGAAAAUAUAAAUUUCAUAACGUACCUGUUGGAAUCUUGUUUAAUGCAAUGUAAUGUAUGUUUUUCUAUUAUUUUCUUACAAGGUUCGUUUCAUCUAGCGGCCCUUUUUCUAAUGAUAAAGUGAAGAAAAUAUGAAAAAAACACACACAGACACAGACACACAGACAGACAAAUGCGUCCUCAUAUCGUUCCGUGGGUUCUAGUUCAUUAACUAGACUCCGGUGCUUGUAUGUAUAUUUUGUACAUGUGCAAAAAAUAAAACAAAACAAAGUUCGGGCAAAAAGGGUCCAGUGAGUGGUAAGCGAAUGGGAGAGAAAGCGAAGCGAACGGGUGGGGGAAGGGAAACAAGAAGAACGAAGGUGUAGGAUAAAAUAGUAAACGAGCAAAUAAACAAAAAUGUUUCAUCGUGGAUGAAAUUGCAAAUGUAGCUAGUAGAGGCAGCACGGCCGCUGCAC
Molecule: messenger RNA, 8639 nt
Organism: Anopheles funestus (African malaria mosquito)
Lineage: Eukaryota; Metazoa; Arthropoda; Insecta; Diptera; Culicidae
Gene: Oct-TyrR
Product: putative tyramine receptor 2
Exons: 3
Coding region: 1727-3586 (619 amino acids)
Biological process (GO): adenylate cyclase-activating adrenergic receptor signaling pathway
Cellular component (GO): membrane
Molecular function (GO): octopamine receptor activity
Source: RefSeq, a predicted model, not a curated record